AUGGACUUCAAGCAAAAGUUCUUGGAAAAAAGGUUGCGUUCAAGCCAAAUGAAUGACUUUGGACAGCGAGGUAACAGUUGGCAUAUCGGUGUCAUAGAGUAUUAUGACUUUGAAGCGCCGUGUCAAGCCAAUGGCAACACAGCCCAAGCAGUUCCCAUGAUGUUCCCACUUGAUCAAAUUCUUGAUACCGGGAAUAAACAAGACGGACUCUGUGUGUUGUCGAUGCUAGAAGCGAUGAUGAAAAUUGUCACAGUGCAGUUCCACUUUGUCAAGAGAAUUAUAUUGGCUAGUGACAAUGCCAAUUGUUAUCACAGUAAGGAACUGAUCUUCCCCAUCUGCUUUCUCAAUCAGCUAUCAAGCGGCCCAAAGAUUAUCAAGUACAUUCACCCUGAGACACAGGAUGGAAAGGGUUCGUGCGAUUCUCAUGCAGCGGUUGCUGGGACUCAUGUGGAUUGGCGCUAUAUUUGCACCCAAAAGGACGAUACGCUCACAAAGAACGAAGCUUGUACGCCUACAGAACUCGCCAACGCAUUAUGUACCAAUGGCGGGAUCAAAAACUCUGCGGUUCAGCUGGUCGAACUCAACUUCCAACGUCUUGACAAAAUUUCGCAAUUAUGUUCUGGCGCAGGAACACCCGCAACUCUGAACUGCUCGCGCACCUGCCAGUCAGAGCCGGCCAGCACCAAGUUUCCACAGAAAGGGGGAGCACAAUUUUUAGGGGUGAUAUUUCUUGCCAGUAGAAUAGAAGUCUUCGCAUGGUCGAAAGCGCGUUAA
This is a messenger RNA of Cylindrotheca closterium, 774 nucleotides long. The record is from the annotation of a GenBank genome assembly. NCBI's taxonomy places the organism in Eukaryota, Bacillariophyta, Bacillariophyceae, Bacillariales, Bacillariaceae.